CGCUUGGUUCCUGCCCCACCGCGCGCUCCGGUGUGCGGGAUGGGCACCAGGAACACGCUGCGCUGGUCCCUCCAUGCUGUCCCCGACCCGGCACCGCGGUGGCGUGUGGUGCGUGCCAGGUCAGACCGGCCUGCUCACUGCAAGCGAGGGCGUGUAAAUACGGAGGAACAAAAGAUGUGUCCUGUCCUCGUGUGCUUUUGGCAGAACAGGAGCUGCUGUGCUUGGUCUGCUGCCCAGCGGGACGGCGCGGGCAGAGCCCGCUCUGCCUGGGGUGCGCUGGGCUCUCGCUGGGGUCGCUUUGUGCCAGACCCGCCUGCUGCUCCAGCACAUCAACGCCUCUUCCCGCUCUGUCUGCUCCGCAGUUCAUAGCUCGGGUGACCCCUCCGGACUCGCUCCUCACGGCAGCCCCGCUGCGCGGCACGUCUCGGCGGGGGACACGGCUUACCCGGAGCGCAGCUGGGGGUCGUACCCCACAGGCGGCCGCAGUUGCCUGUCGGGAGGUGAAGGGUUUGCUGGAGCUGGCGUGCGAUCCGCUGCUGUUGCAGUCUGCCCGCUCUGGUGACCGGGGCGUGCUUGCCGCUUACCUUUGAAAAGCUCUAUUUAACCAUCACUGCUCAAAAAACAAAACAUAACCCUAACCCCAAAACCUCCAGUGCACAGCAGGAUUAUGGCAAAAAUUGCUCUUCUGGAUUUGGCUCCUGAUUAAAGCUGACGGAUAAUGGACACAUUUCCUCGGCGAUGUCUCUGGGGCGACUCCUCCGACGUGCCUCUUCAAAAGCUUCCGACCUGCUGACCUUGGCCCCUGGUGGCAGCAGUUCACCCUCCGCGCUGGACGGGGAGAUCCUCUACUCGAAGAACAAUGUGUGCGUCCAUCCCCCUGCGCUGCUGCCGGCCGUCGGGGAGCAUCAUCCAGGCUAUUUGUGCUUGUACAUGGAGAAGGACGAGCUGCUCGGAGCCACGCUCAUCCUGGCCUGGGUGCCGAACUCCCGCAUUCAGCGGCAGGAUGAAGAAGCCCUGCGCUACGUCACCCCCGAGAGCUCCCCGGUCCGCAAAGCUCCCCGCAAACGCGGCCGCCACGCUCAGGGCGUCGGCCACCAGCCCUCCCCCCCCGAGCAGAAGGGACAAGACGUCCUGGCCGCGUCACAGCCCGUGAAGGAUGCGGCUUACGUCAGCUCGCCCUCGUGGGAAGGGGAGAAGCUGUCGCAGGGCUGCCCCGCGGCAGACGGCCCCCGGCGCUCCCCCCAGCCCGCCCGCAGCGACUCAGGGAUCCUCUCGACAAUCAGCUCUCAGGAGGAGCAGAACAGGUCGGAGCUGUCGGCGGAGGGGCCGGAGGACGGUCUGGACUGCAGGCCGGAGCCGGGGGAGGACGAGGGCUCCCUGGAGCUGUCUGCCGACGACGUGAGCAGGGACAGCACCCUGGACUCCGAUUCCGAUGCCUUCUCUUCUCCCUUCUGCCUCUCCCCCAUUAGCGAAGCCCUCGGGAAGAGCAGCAGUUCCGUGUUUCUGGAUAACGAAGGCAGGGACUCGUGUGACAACGGCCUGACCUGCUCCACCAGCUCUGCCUCCAGCCUGGACACCGGCGCCCCGCUCCCGGAGAGCCGAGCGCAGGCGCACAGCGCCAGGUGGGACGAGCAGCAGAGAGUCUUCGCCCUCGAGCAGGUCUGUGGUGUCUUCAGAGUGGACCUGGGACAAAUGAGAUCCCUUCGCCUCUUCUUCAGCGACGAGGCGUGCACCUGCGGGCAGCUGGUUGUCGCGAGCCGGGAGAGCCAGUACAAGAUCUUCCAUUUUCACCACGGUGGCCUGGACAAACUGUCGGAGGUGUUCCAGCAGUGGAAGUACUGCACAGAGACGCACCUCAAGGACCAGCAGCUCGCCGACGAGAAAACGUGUAUGCAGUUCUCCAUCCGCCGCCCCAAGCUGCCGUCCUCGGAAACCCACCCGGAGGAGAACGCGCACAAGCGGCUGGACGUGUCGGGCUGGCUCCGGCACCUGAACCACAGCGGCCAGGUGGAGGAGAAGUACAAGCUGCAGAAGGCCAUUUUCUUUGGCGGGAUUGAUAUUUCCAUCCGCGGGGAGGUGUGGCCCUUUCUGCUGCGUUACUACAGCUACGAGUCCACCUCGGAAGAGAGGGAGGCCCUGAGGCUGCAGAAGAGGAAAGAAUACUUCGAGAUCCAGGAGAAAAGGCUUUCGAUGACUCCAGACGAACAGAAGGAGUUCUGGCGUAACGUGCAGUUCACAGUAGAUAAGGACGUGGUGAGGACUGACCGCAGCAACCAGUUCUUUCGAGGGGAGGACAACCCGAAUGUGGAGACUAUGAGGAGGAUCCUGCUGAACUAUGCAGUAUUUAACCCGGCGAUCGGAUACUCCCAGGGCAUGUCCGACCUGGUCGCCCCGCUCCUGGCAGAGAUCCUAGACGAGUCGGAUACUUUCUGGUGCUUCGUAGGACUGAUGCAGAACACGAUCUUCUUCAGCUCCCCCCGGGACGAGGACAUGGAGAAGCAGCUGAUGUACCUGCGAGAGCUGCUGCGGCUCAUGCACCCGCGCUUCUACCAGCACCUUUCCUGCUUGGGAGAGGACGGCCUGCAGAUGCUUUUCUGCCACCGUUGGAUCCUCCUCUGCUUCAAACGUGAAUUUCCAGAGGCCGAGGCGCUGCGCAUGUGGGAAGCGUGCUGGGCUCACUACCAGACUGACUAUUUCCACCUCUUCAUCUGCGUGGCCAUCGUGGUGAUCUAUGGGGACGACGUCAUUGAACAGCAGCUGGCCACGGACCAGAUGCUGCUGCAUUUCGGCAACCUGGCCAUGCACAUGAACGGCGAGCUGGUACUCAGGAAGGCGCGGAGUCUGCUGUACCAGUUCCACCUCCUGCCCCGCAUCCCCUGCAGCCUGCACGACCUGUGCAAGCUGUGUGGGACCGGCAUGUGGGACAGCGGCUUCAUCCCCGCCGUGGAGUGCUCUGGCCAUCACCCCGAGUCCGAGAGCUGCCCGUACGGGGGGCUGGCGGAACCGGCUGCUCCUCAACCAGGAAGCGAAGGCAAGAGAGGCUUGAAAACACGGGACGUCUUUGCUUUCCGAAAAUAGCUGUGGAGGAACAGGGUGUGACAGAGGAAGAGGGAAGGGCAGGAAGGAUGUGCAUAGGAAAAACUGCUCAAGACAAAAAUGGAGGGAUGGCUUGUCAAGACUUCUGAGAAGACUGAAUGGUGGAGAAUGAACGAGGAAUGAAAUUCCUCUGCGGGGAAAGCAAAUUCCAGUGCGCUGGUGGUGGAACCAGAACAAAAUGCAUCGAACCAGGGGCAGCGUUUGCAUGCAUUUGGAUUUGAUUUUGUUAGAAAUAUGAAGCUUUUCUAGGUCUUAACAAGGACUUUUUAUUCUGCCUCUGGGAUUGGACUGGUUAGCAACCAGAACUUCGUUAGUUGCUGGUGAGUGGGGACAGGGUGGGGAGCCAAGGACAACCAGCAGCGCUGGGGCCAGAGCUCUGUGCGACGUCCCCCCCGCCAGCGCGUACCACGUGCACCUUCUGCGUCAGCCAAAACCUGCAGCUCAGAGGCUUCUCUCUAAAGCCACAACAGCCAUUUUAAUGAUAAUCUGCCAAAAAUAACACUGCAGACUAUUGGGAUUGCAGGGAAGUGUCUACUUGGUCGGCGAGGAAGAACUGGUCACCUAAAGGUCUCGUCUCCCGCCUUUUCAUUUUCUACGUGGUACACCGGCUGCCAUGAUUAUUUUGCAUUCGUACGAAGUGCAGCCCAGGGUCUUUACGCGCUGCUUUCCUGCAGCCAGGGUGUUUCCUGGACACCUUUCCAAGUUUACUUCUUCAUGACAUUACAGCAAAGCUGUUUUCUUUAUGCUGACAACCGUAGACUUUAGACAUUUGUUCAUGGAAAUCUGUUGUUCCCGGUGUGUUUCCGGUGUGUUUCCUUUGGCUCCUCUCGGUUACAGAACAUUCGCGGUCCUGGCCGGCCGUUGCCGUGGGCUGUGGCACACGUGGGCUUUGCGCUCUUCAGGCAGGGUCAGUAGCGCACCCUUCCCCAUCCCAAAGUGAAAAUGAAGCGGGGUUUGUCGCAGACAUUUUGGCUGAGCUCUGUCUCCAAGGAAGGUUCCCCUUGAAGUAUUGUUGAAAGGACAGCUUGUUUUACCUCUUGUCUUCUACAAAAUUCGCCAACGGAAAGUGGAGCUGGGGCCUUGAGCACAGCCGUGUUGCCGAAUGUCCUUACCAAAUGCAGUGGCAUCCAAAGGUGCGUCCUGAGCCAGCGUUUGUGCCAAACAGAGCCGGGGAAUAGUUUCCUUGUAGGAAUGGAGAAGGAGAUGAGGUGGGUGGGCUGUGCCGGCACUGCUGUGUCCCCACGCACGGCGUGCGAGUCUCGCAGCCCGUCCUGGUUGUCCUGCUCCCCCAGUCCAGCCGCGGCACCGCUCCUGCACGGCCCCGUCCUGCCCCUGCACGGGGAGAGCCCACGCGCACUUUGCAGGGUUCUUUGUCCUUUUAGCAGCACACGUGGCGGCCCCUCUGUCCUGGUGCUGCCGCCGUACCGGCACCAGAUCCGCAGAUUUGUCUGAUAAUCUUUCUGCGAGGCAUUCCCCGCGCCCGAAAUGGAGCCCGUGCCCAGUGCCCGCGGGGGCGAGGCUGCCACGGGGAUGCGCCGUGCCGAACCAGCGCAGGCUGAGCACACGCUGCCCCGGACGGGGGGAGAACACCCUGUGCAGGCUCCGCACCAAAGACCGGCUGCUGUGCAGCACAAGGACAGUUUGGCUCCUGAUCUGUGUGCCUUUAAUUCAGCGGGUGAAAACCUUCCCCUGGGCGAGAGUGGUGGUGAAUCCUCCUGCCGUACCGCGCGGCUCCGGACCAGCCCGGCUCCGCGGCCCCGGGGCUGCCGGCGCAUGCGGCGGUUCGGAGGUGACCCCGGGCGCGAGGGCUGCUGCCGGCUCUGCGGUGCAGAGGGGGUGUGCGGUGUUUCAGUGAACAAUAAAAGUCUGUGUGAGGCGUUUGCGUGGUA
Molecule: messenger RNA, 4985 nt
Organism: Columba livia (rock pigeon)
Lineage: Eukaryota; Metazoa; Chordata; Aves; Columbiformes; Columbidae
Gene: TBC1D16
Product: TBC1 domain family member 16
Exons: 12
Coding region: 739-3078 (779 amino acids)
Biological process (GO): activation of GTPase activity
Cellular component (GO): early endosome
Molecular function (GO): GTPase activator activity
Source: RefSeq, a predicted model, not a curated record